AUGGAUUUAGUGCCCGUCAACGAUGCCUCACUAGUAGCGAAGCCAACAAAGCGCCGACGUACCGCUGACUCGAAGAAUAAAGCCUCAAAGAAUCAACAUUUCUACUUCGUUGAUCAGAACUCGUCCUCCAAAGAAAAGCGCGCCCAUGUUAUGCGUCAUCAUGUACAGGAGAAAAGGAAACAGCACAAAACCUCACGCACAGCUCUGUCGGAGGAUUCUGAGGCGGCAAUCACCCGGUACCAUCCAUCAGGGACAUCCUCGGCAGCCGCGCGAGCCUCUGAUCUGACAACUUCGGUACGAGAACCACCUUUGCUGGCAUUCAACCCGAGCCAACUUCAGAUACGAUUCUCAAAUAUGAAGACACAGCCUCAUCCUUCUUUGCCACAACACAUCGGCUCGCCAGUUACAAUACUCGAUGCUUCUCGAAAAGAUCCGUUCUCCAGUUUACCGAUGGAACACGACAGUACCGAUAUCGAAUUGGCUGAUUAUUGGAGGAAUAAAUUGACGUACUGGUCCGGACAAAAUGUCCAUGUUAAGAACCAAAUAUUUCGCACGGCGAUGGGCCAUCCUCUUUCAUUCAAAGCAGUGGUGCUUUCCUACUGCUCGCGUUGGAAAGCGCAAUUAUACGGCUUGACCGACAGCGAAGAAAUCCAACGUCACGUUGGACAGGCGGCGAAGCUCAUCGACGAAGCAAGCAAUGGCUCUGCGGUAGUCCGUCCGGACGAUCUUGUCAUGGCUUUGGGUGGGAUGGCUUUGCAAGAAGAACGGUUUGGAAGCAAGCAGUCGGCACAGCAGUAUAUCGACCGUGCUGUUAAGGUCCUGCGCCCGCGAACGGGAUCAAACCCCGCGGUGGAAACUUUCAUACACUACAUUCGAUACCUCAUGACCCCCGAAGUCCCAAUCCCAAACCCUUCCGAGCAAAUUUGGCUCACCACCUUCCUGCAUGGUGCCAGAGAUCUCAUGCGCCGACACAACACACCUGAGUAUCUUCGACAAGCCCCAUACCGCCGCAACGCCUUCGAAAUGGCGAGCCCUCUCUUCACCCUUCUCUCCAGCGGGCCCCGCCCUUCUCAGGUUCCACAGGCUUCGCGCGUCUACGUAGUUCGCGACGCGCAGACCCAGGAACCCAGCCGAACCGCAUCUCUCAUCUAUAUCACGGCGGCAUUGUGGGACCAUCAAGAGUCACCUAGCAAAACGGACCGGUUCCUUCGCCAUCUUUGGUCUUUGGUGAAGCAACACCACCUCGAUCGCGACCCAGCCUGUGAGACACUUCUGUGGUUGUUAUUGGAGGAGACUUGUGACUCCGAUUUACGAGACCCUGAGCGCGGGUGGUCGACCGGAGCGCUACUCGGAGUACAUAAACAGCUCCGACCGGAUCUACAAUUCCUCUGGAACGAGAUUCUGAUGAGCUUCCUCAGCUUCCAAACCCCCAUUCGUGGGGUUGAAGCCUUUGAAGAGGGACUCCUGCAUGGUACUUCACACUGA
Penicillium olsonii is the source of this 1485-nucleotide messenger RNA. The record is from the annotation of a GenBank genome assembly. NCBI's taxonomy places the organism in Eukaryota, Fungi, Ascomycota, Eurotiomycetes, Eurotiales, Aspergillaceae.